Cynara cardunculus var. scolymus (artichoke) is the source of this 2079-nucleotide messenger RNA. Its product is annotated as sporulation-specific protein 1. Gene Ontology annotation, biological process: protein phosphorylation. Lineage: Eukaryota; Viridiplantae; Streptophyta; Magnoliopsida; Asterales; Asteraceae. The transcript is spliced from 20 exons. The record is from RefSeq and is a predicted model, not a curated record. Gene Ontology annotation, molecular function: protein kinase activity; protein serine/threonine kinase activator activity; ATP binding. The coding region runs from base 1 to 2079 and encodes 692 amino acids.
AUGGACAGGAAGAAAUAUCCGAUCGGAGCAGAGCACUAUGUGCUCUAUGAGGAGAUAGGGCAAGGCGUUAGCGCCUCUGUUUUUCGAGCCAAGUGUAUCACCAACAAUGAGAUUGUGGCUAUCAAGGUUCUGGAUUUUGAACGAGGAAACUGCGAUUUGAACAAUGUGUCACGCGAGGCUCAGACAAUGAUCCUGGUUGACCAUCCAAACGUUCUUAAAUCACACUGCUCAUUCGUAAAUGACCACAACCUGUGGGUCGUCAUGCCCUUUAUGGCUGGUGGUUCUUGCCUUCACAUGUUGAAGGCUUCCCAUCCUGAGGGUUUUGAAGAAGCUGUCAUUGCAACUAUACUGCGAGAAGUGUUAAAGGCAUUGGAGUAUCUUCACCAUCAUGGGCACAUCCAUCGAGAUGUCAAAGCUGGAAACAUUCUCAUUAGUGACCAAGGUGCAAUCAAGCUGGGUGAUUUUGGUGUUUCUGCUUGCUUAUUUGAUUCUGGUGAUAGACAACGCGUGAGGAAUACAUUUGUUGGGACACCAUGCUGGAUGGCGCCUGAGGUUAUGGAGCAAUUGCAUGGAUAUGACUUCAAGGCUGAUAUAUGGUCUUUCGGCAUAACGGCUCUGGAGCUUGCUCAUGGGCAUGCUCCUUUCUCUAAAUAUCCCCCAAUGAAGGUUUUGCUCAUGACCUUGCAAAAUGCACCUCCUGGUCUUGAUUAUGAGAGGGACAGGAAGUUUUCCAAGUCUUUUAAGCAGAUGACUGCAAGUUGUCUGGUUAAAGAUCCUUCAAAGCGUCCUACUGCAAAGAAGCUUUUGAAGCAUCAUUUUUUUAAACAAGCUAGAUCAAAUGAUUUUAUAGUACGCAAGCUUUUGGAAGGCCUGCCAACAAUUGGUGACCGCCUUCAGGCGUUGAAGAAAAAGGAGGAAGAUAUGCUUGCUCAAAAGAAAAUUCCAGAUGGGCAGAAGGAGGAAAUGUCGCAGAAUGAAUAUAAAAGAGGGAUCAGCGGAUGGAACUUCGACCUUGAAGAUGUGAAGGCACAAGCUUCCUUGAUCCACGAUGAGGACGGUGUAUCUGACAAGUAUCAAUUGGGGAGCAUGAAUUCCUUCCCUGGGACUGGUGCUAGUGAAAGGAAGCUUCUACAUCAAUUGUCAUCCUUGAGCGAGGCUUCAGAAACUACUGAAGUUGAAGGAGCUGCUCCAAAUAUCUACUCUAACCCGAGUUUCAACAUAGGAAAAUAUGAGAAGUCUGAAGAUGAGCUAAGCAUUGCUAGUUCAACCAAUGGACAAUUGGUUUCGCAGAAUUCUUCUCCGCGUGCUGAUAAUUUAGGUGAAUUUGAUCUUUCUGGAAAACGCAACAUGGAGAUCAAUGGGAAACCCUUUGAUGGCAUUGCUUCUCAUUCUCACCAGAGGGCAGCUUCAUCUGGUUGUAUUGCUUCAUUGGAUAGUGAGAAAUUGCAAAGUCAGUUCGCUAAAGUACCUAGUUGCAAUGGGUCCCGAUCACUACCAACGGAUGAUAUUAUUCCUGAGAUCAUGUCGAAAGCUCAUACGCCAUCAUCAAAUGGUGAUGAACAAGACGAGAAAGCAAAAUGUCCAGUUGUUCAACAGAAAGGGCGUUUUAAGGUUACUUCCGAGAGUGUCGACUUAGACAAGGCUGCUGCUGCUCCAACUCCCAUAUUGCAGAAGAGUCAGAGCAUGCAGGUAAUAAGCCAUAGUUCUGCCGGUUCUCAACCAUCUCAUAUUGAUGCUAUUCCUAUUCUGCAAAAUCAUCAUAGCCAUCUUCCUUUGCCUGCCCUACAGUUCAUUUUGCAGACAAAUGCUCUUCAACGGGAUUGCAUUAUGAGUCUAAUAAAGGCAAACUCCACCGCUGAUUCUACAGCCCACCUCAAUAUAGAUGGAGGAUUCACGUCAACAAACUUUCCCGCACUAGAUAAAUCCACGCUAGAAGCACACAGCAGUAGGGAAAAGGAUUUACUUAACGAAAUAACUUAUUUACAUUGGAGGCUCGCAUGUGCACAAGAGGAGCUCCAGAAAUGCCGAGCUGAAAAUCCCCAGGUUCGUCAGUUUGCAACCUUGUAUCCCUAUUCUUGA